Molecule: messenger RNA, 2262 nt
Organism: Ctenocephalides felis (cat flea)
Lineage: Eukaryota; Metazoa; Arthropoda; Insecta; Siphonaptera; Pulicidae
Product: cAMP and cAMP-inhibited cGMP 3',5'-cyclic phosphodiesterase 10A-like
Exons: 13
Coding region: 1-2262 (753 amino acids)
Biological process (GO): signal transduction; negative regulation of receptor guanylyl cyclase signaling pathway
Molecular function (GO): 3',5'-cGMP-stimulated cyclic-nucleotide phosphodiesterase activity; protein binding
Source: RefSeq, a predicted model, not a curated record
AUGGAGGCCAAAGCAGAAGAACAACUAAAUAAUCCAAACCCAUCGCAGGAACAGUCCAUUAAGCCUGGUGAAGAAAAAGUUAGCCAUUACAAAAGCAUCAGGCGGGAUAGAGAGUUCCUGGGUUAUGACAAAGCCGAUAAAAUGACCCGGCGCGUUAUCGCGCCUUACCUUCACGUUGUGAGACGAGGAACCGCGGCACAACCGGAAAAGAAGGUCGCAAUAUAUGGAAAGACUUUCCAAGAAAUGCUUCGAAAAAAACCUAGUGUUUUAAUAAAAGAUCUUUCGGAGUAUUUAUCAGACUUCGUCGACCUGCCUGCACUUCUGCAUGACACGGCUGAUCUUCUCAAGUUUGUGACAAAUAGUACAGAAAGAGGUAAAACAAUAGCGGCAUUUGUGGCAGCCACCAGAAAUUUUAUCAUGACGAAUGAUGUUUUGGGAGAUGAGCGUUUUCCCGAAGGAGUAGGAUGGAAAGGACCUACAGUCAAAGCUGUUCUUUGUGUCCCAAUCUUAACCCAGGAAGAUGAAUGUUUUGCUAUUGUUGAACUCUACAAAGAAUCUGAAGAAGUGUAUGACGAUAGAGACCUUCAGGUGGUGAUGGGUAUAACUGGGUGGAUGGGAGCAGCAAUCCAACAAAACCAGAUGCGCCUAAUUCUUAGAAAACAACAGCAGCUAAAUGAUUAUUUACUGGAGUUCACCAGCAAAUACUUCGGUGAUAACGUGCAAAUUGAGCAAAUGAUUUCAGAAAUUGUUAAUUUUGCUAAAACUACCCUGGGUGGAGAACGCGGUUCAUUCUAUGUUGUGCACAAAGAUAAAAAUAAUAAUGUCGUAGCUGACUUAUAUGACGAGGCUUUAGAUGCCAGCAUUAACAAACUAUUGAAACGGAAACGAGCUGUGAAAUUCAAUAAAGCGCGCCAUUUGGCAGCUUUAACUGCACGCGCUGGAAAAAUUAUAAAUAUUCGAGAUACCAACACUGACCCAAGAUUCAGCACUGAUUAUGAUAUUGUUACUGGACAAAUUACUAGAACUAUUCUUAGUGCCCCAAUCAUGACGGAAGAAAAUGUACUAGGAGUGAUACAAGUAAUGAAUAAAGUGAAAAGUGAAUAUUUCACAAAUGAAGACGAAAAGUUCAUAAGUACAUUUGCAACUUAUUGUGCUCUUGUACUCCAGUAUGCUCGAAUAAACGAUGCAAAAACAAAAGGGGACAGCAAAAACGCUAUGUAUAGAGAAAUGUUAACAUAUCAUAUGAGACCAACAGUUGCCGAAGUUAAGCCGUUUUUAUCGCAACCAUUAUUACCUACCCAGCCAGAAGGAAUUAUGAAUUGGUAUAUUAGUCCAAAAGAAACUGGGCACAUGUCUCAAAUUCUCUACUACAUGCUAACAUCAGUAUGUGGCGACCGUUUCCCAAAUAUAAAGAAUGUAGCUAAUUUCCUAAUAAUGAUUCGAAAAUCAUAUCGCGAACAACCUUUCCACAAUUUCGAGCAUGCCUUCAAUGUAACACACUGCAUGUAUACAAUUCUUAUCAGGAACUUGCAAAUAUUCACAGAUACAGAGUUAUUGAGUCUAAUGAUAAGCGCAAUGUGCCAUGAUUUGGAUCACAGAUCAUACACGAACAACUUUCUACGUAUUACAAAUCAUCCACUUUAUCAGUUGUAUGAAAGUUCUACAUUAGAACAUCAUCACAUAUUUGUUGCCAAACUAAUUCUGGAAAUAUCGGGAUUGCUAGAUUUUCUAUCAAAGCAUGAAUAUCAGCAAAUGAUGACUCUAUUAGAAGAAAAUAUAUUAGCAACUGAUUUGGCAGUAUAUUUAAGAAAUAGCUCGAAACUAGCAAAAGUUUUACUAGCUGACAAUUUUGAUCUAGAUGAUGAAAUGGAUAAGUAUUUAUUAAGAAGCAUUAUAAUGACGUGCUGUGAUUUGUCAGGAAGCUGCAAACCUUUCAAAAUAUCCAAAAUCAUUUGUCAUGGAUUAGUGAAAGAAUUCUAUCAUCAGGGUGACCUGGAAAAGGAUAUGGGCUUUGUCCCUUUGCCAAUGAUGGAUCGUCUGAAACAUGAUAGAAUCCCAGAAGAACAAAUUCGGUUUAUGUCUAUCAUUUGUCAGCCAGCAAAUGAAUUAUUAGUGUCCUUACUACCAAACUGCGAGCCAAUUUAUAAUUUAACCAAAGAAAAUAUGGAUACUUGGUAUUAUGUUCAACAAUCCAGACAUGAAAGAGAAUGGAAACCAGAAGAAUCAUAUCCUCGUAAGAAGAGAAAAGAAAGUAAUAAAUAA